Propithecus coquereli (Coquerel's sifaka) is the source of this 1437-nucleotide messenger RNA. RefSeq names its product regulator of G-protein signaling 8 (gene RGS8). The record is from RefSeq and is a predicted model, not a curated record. The transcript has 7 exons. NCBI's taxonomy places the organism in Eukaryota, Metazoa, Chordata, Mammalia, Primates, Indriidae. The coding region runs from base 259 to 801 and encodes 180 amino acids.
GCUUCAGUAUUUACUGGAUGUGACAAGCAGAGAGAGGAGCGUUCUGCAGGGCCGCUUGCUGCCUGGCUCAAGUGGUGGGAGAGCUCCUUAACCCGCAGCCUCUCUGACCAUCCAGUUGGCAAAGACCCGCAGGCCAUGAGGACUGGCCAAAGACAGUGAGAGGACGUGAAAGGGUAAAUCCCUGAGCCCCGCAGUCUUAUUUCCUGCCCUGACGUCCCUGCAAACCAGCCCAAGGGUUAACCGUAAGCGGAUGCCUGUAUGGCUGCCUUACUGAUGCCACGCAGGAACAAAGGGAUGAGGACUCGAUUGGGAUGCCUGUCUCACAAGUCAGAUUCGUGUAGCGAUUUCACAGCUAUUCUUCCCGACAAACCUAACCGCGCUCUCAAGAGACUAUCCACAGAAGAAGCUACGAGGUGGGCAGAUUCCUUUGAUGUGCUUCUCUCCCACAAGUAUGGGGUGGCUGCCUUCCGCGCCUUCCUGAAGACAGAGUUCAGCGAGGAGAACCUGGAGUUCUGGCUGGCCUGUGAGGAGUUCAAGAAGACCAGGUCGACUGCAAAACUGGUCUCCAAGGCCCAUAGGAUCUUCGAGGAGUUUGUGGACGUGCAGGCUCCGCGGGAGGUAAACAUCGACUUUCAGACCCGAGAAGCCACGAGGAAGAACAUGCAGGAGCCAUCCCUGACUUGCUUUGACCAAGCCCAGGGAAAAGUACACAGCCUCAUGGAGAAAGACUCUUACCCCAGGUUCCUGAGGUCCAAAAUGUACUUAGAUUUGCUGUCCCAAAGCCAGAGGAGGCUCAGUUAGACCUCAGAUGGAGACUCUUGGAAAUCACUGGCUUUCCCCUCCCCUUGCUGCCAAGACCAUACUCUAAUGUGAAAUGUUGUAGGUGUUCAAAAGCGGUGGCGUUUGGGGUGGGAGGCUGGGGGUGAGGAGAAAAGGAAGGGCCAUGCCAAAGUAUGACCCACCUGCUGGAGCUCGGACUCUUCCAUGUACCCAUGUCUGUGUGUUGGUUAGUGGUAGCACCUUGCUGCUGUUACCCUUCCCUGGGUCAGCAACUUGCCCUUCAUAAUGCCUUGGGCCAUCUCCACUGAGAAGGCAGAUCUGCUGUGCUAGGCUAUCCUGUAAAUAAUGCAAAUGCCAUUUGCACACCCUCCACACCCUCCUCAGUUAGGGUUCCUAACUCCCCACUUGUUCUAUAUGCCUGGGAGGAACAGUUGGAAGACUAGCUCACAUUUGUGAUUUACUGUCACAAUAUAAUGGCCAUUCACAUGUGCUGGCACCUCACGGCUUAGGAGAGAGGUCCCUGUAGAAUCCCAGGUUUCUAGCACUGUCAUUGACAGGUGACCUCUGGGAGAGGGGGUGAACUCCGUGGAGUUGGCUGUUUCUCCCAUUUCCAUUGGACCAGUGUGAAAAGCUGUGAUCGUUGCCCAUCUUGGCCUA